CAGUGCGGGGAGCGAGGAGAGGACGCGCUCCGGGCUGGCCGCCUCCCAGUCCCCAGGCUGCCGCGGGCAGGGGCCGGCCUGGAGCCAGCACCCGGAAACCUGCCCCAACCUGGGGCCGGCACCGGGGACGUUCGGCCCGGGGAGCCGAAGAAAGGAUCAGGCGACCGAAGGCAGCGGACGCCGGGGCCGGGGAAUGAUAACCUCGGGGCGGGGGCGGCUGCUUCCCCACCCAGGCGGAGCUGCGGGCUGCAGAUUGCCAUGGCUUCCUGUCCCAGGCUCUGGGCACCCCUUGCUCAAGUAGGCAGAGCUCUCAGUCAGCGCUGCUUCAGCACCACCGGGGGCAUGGGCGCCAUUCAGAAGAUGACCCGGGUGCGUGUGGUGGACAACAGCGCCCUGGGGAGCACCUCCUACCACCGCCCUCCGCGCUGCAUCCACGUGUACACCAAGAACGGCGUGGGCAAGGUGGGCGACCGGAUCCUGCUGGCCAUCAAGGGGCAGAAGAAGAAGGCGCUCAUCGUGGGGCACCGCAUGCCUGGCGCCCGCAUGACCCCCAGGUUCGACUCCAACAACGUGGUCCUCCUGGAGGACAAUGGGAACCCCGUGGGCACCCGGAUCAAGACGCCCAUCCCCACCAGCCUUCGCCAGAGGGAAGGCGAGUACUCCAAGGUACUGGCCAUUGCCCAGAACUUCGUUUGAGGAGCCACCGGACUGCAGGCCGUCCAGGGACCACGUCUCAGCUGAGGAGAGAAUCGGGGCUUGGGAGGGCGGUCAGCGUGUCCCGUGAGGAAAUAAACUUGAAUUUCAAGUGUG
Messenger RNA from Echinops telfairi (small Madagascar hedgehog), 810 nucleotides. RefSeq names its product mitochondrial ribosomal protein L14 (gene MRPL14). Gene Ontology annotation, molecular function: structural constituent of ribosome. The record is from RefSeq and is a predicted model, not a curated record. Lineage: Eukaryota; Metazoa; Chordata; Mammalia; Afrosoricida; Tenrecidae. The transcript is spliced from 3 exons. Gene Ontology annotation, cellular component: mitochondrion; ribosome. Gene Ontology annotation, biological process: translation. Bases 259 to 696 code for a protein of 145 amino acids.